UUCUAGUACGUAGUACGUACGUACUCGUAUGUUUUUGGGGUAAACAAAGAAUUGUACUCGUACGUUAAACAUGAGUAUGCUGCUUGCCGCCUGCUUACCCUUUCCUCUCCCUUUGUUUGUUGAGAGGUUGCUUCUACAGCGCAGCCUAUUCUAGGGUUUCUAGCUACCCUCCUUCGCCGGUCGACCCACCGUCAUGUAUCUGUACAAUUUAACUCUCCAGAAGCCCACCGGCAUACUUUGCGCCAUCAACGGGAACUUCUCCGGUGGUAAGGUCCAAGAAAUCGUGGUCGCUCGUGGCAAAGUCCUCGACCUCAUCCGCCCUGAUGACAAUGGUAAGCUCCAAACGCUUCUGUCAGUUGAUAUCUUCGGCGCCAUUCGUUCGCUAGCUCAGUUUCGACUUACUGGUGCGCAGAAGGAUUACAUUGUGGUGGGGUCGGAUUCAGGGAGGUUAGUGAUAUUGGAGUACAAUAAGGAGAAGAACUGGUUCGAUAAAGUUCAUCAAGAGACUUUUGGGAAGUCCGGAUGUAGGAGAAUCGUUCCAGGUCAGUACCUGGCCAUUGACCCAAAGGGUAGGGCUGUUAUGAUCGGGGCUUGUGAAAAACAGAAGCUUGUUUAUGUUUUGAACAGGGACACUGCGGCUAGGUUAACUAUUUCAUCGCCUCUGGAAGCUCAUAAGAGUCACACCAUAACCUACUCGAUUUGCGGUGUUGAUUGUGGAUUUGAUAACCCUAUAUUUGCAGCAGUAGAGUUGGAUUAUUCAGAAGCCGACCAGGAUCCUACUGGCCAAGCUGCCAGUGAAGCUCAGAAGCAUUUGACAUUUUAUGAGUUGGACUUGGGGCUUAAUCAUGUCUCCAGGAAAUGGUCAGAGCAGGUUGACAAUGGUGCUAAUCUACUUGUGACUGUUCCUGGUGGUGCUGAUGGACCAAGUGGUGUGCUUGUUUGUGCUGAAAAUUUUGUCAUAUAUAAGAACCAAGGCCAUCCUGAUAUUCGAGCUGUGAUUCCCAGGCGUGCAGAUUUACCUGCAGAACGAGGUGUUCUUAUUGUUUCAGCUGCCAUGCACAAGCAGAAGUCCAUGUUUUUCUUUCUUUUGCAAACAGAAUAUGGAGACAUUUUCAAGGCUACUUUGGAUCACGACAAUGACAGGGUUAAGGAGUUAAAGAUAAAGUACUUUGAUACAAUUCCAGUCACCUCCUCCUUGUGUGUUUUAAAAUCUGGCUUCCUGUUUGCUGCAUCAGAAUUUGGAAAUCACGCUUUGUAUCAAUUUCAGGCAAUAGGGGAUGAUCCUGAUGUUGAAGCUUCAUCAGCUACACUAAUGGAAACCGACGAAGGUUUCCAGCCUGUGUUUUUCCAACCAAGGAAGCUGAAGAAUCUAGUCAGGAUUGAUCAAGUGGAGAGCUUGAUGCCACUCAUGGACAUGAAAAUUACAAACCUUUUUGAGGAAGAGACCCCUCAAAUAUUCUCACUAUGUGGAAGGGGUCCCAGAUCAUCUUUACGGAUACUAAGGCCUGGUUUGGCUGUUAGUGAAAUGGCUGUUUCGCAGCUUCCUGGUGUACCAAGUGCUGUUUGGACAGUGAAAAAGAACGUGAACGAUGAAUUUGAUGCUUACAUUGUCGUCUCGUUUGCAAAUGCCACACUUGUGCUUUCUAUUGGUGAGACUGUUGAAGAAGUAAGUGACAGUGGGUUCUUAGAUACAACCCCAUCACUUUCUGUAUCGCUAAUGGGUGAUGACUCUCUUAUGCAAGUUCAUCCAAGUGGGAUUAGGCAUAUUAGAGAAGAUGGCAGGAUUAAUGAGUGGAGAACUCCUGGUAAGAGAACUAUUGUUAAGGUAGGGUCCAAUAGACUCCAGGUGGUAAUCGCUCUGAGUGGGGGUGAGCUUAUAUAUUUUGAAGUUGACAUGACUGGUCAGCUGAUGGAGGUUGAGAAGCAUGAGAUGUCUGGUGAUGUGGCAUGUUUAGACAUUGCCCCUGUUCCGGAAGGCAGACAGAGGUCCCGCUUUCUCGCCGUGGGAUCAUAUGACAACACAAUCCGAAUUCUUUCCCUUGAUCCGGAUGAUUGUAUGCAGAUACUGAGCUUGCAGAGUGUCUCUUCCCCACCUGACUCUCUACUCUUUUUAGAAGUUCAGGCUUCUGUUGGCGGGGAGGAUGGUGCGGACCAUCCAGCGAGUCUCUUUUUGAACGCUGGUUUACAGAAUGGGGUUUUAUUCAGAACGGUCGUGGAUAUGGUUACAGGUCAGCUCUCAGAUGCCCGGUCAAGGUUUUUAGGUCUUAGGGCCCCUAAGCUUUUUUCUAUUGUUGUGAGAGGCCGACGUGCUAUGCUCUGUCUGUCAAGUAGACCAUGGCUCGGUUACAUUCAUCAAGGCCAUUUCCUUCUAACACCAUUAUCUUAUGAAACCCUUGAAUAUGCUGCAUCCUUUUCAUCCGAUCAGUGUGCAGAGGGUGUGGUGUCUGUUGCUGGGGAUGCCUUGAGAGUGUUCACUAUUGAGAGAUUGGGAGAAACAUUCAAUGAAACAUCCAUACCUUUGAGGUAUACCCCAAGGAAAUUUGUUCUUCAACCCAAAAGGAAGCUGGCAGUGAUCAUCGAGAGCGAUCAGGGGGCACUCACUGCAGAGGAACGUGAAAAUGUUAAGAAGGAGUGCUUUGCUGAUUCAGGGUCUGGAAACUCAGAAAAAAUGGAGAAUGGAGGUGGUGAUGACGAGGAUAGUGAGGACCCACUUUCUGAUGAGCAGUAUGGUUAUCCUAAGGCUGAAUCAGACAAGUGGGUGUCAUGCAUCAGAAUCCUUGACCCAAGAACAGCUCAGACCACCUGCCUGCUUGAACUUCAAGAUAAUGAAGCCGCAUUCAGUAUAUCCACUGUGAAUUUCCAUGAUAAGGAGCAUGGAGCUCUUCUGAUCGUUGGUACAACAAAGGGACUGCAAUUUUGGCCCAAGCGAUCUUUUGAAGCUGCGUACAUACAUGUUUAUAAGUUUAAGGAAGACGGAAAGGUCCUCGAGCUUUUGCACAAGACACAGGUAGAAGAGGUCCCUCUUGCACUUUGCCAGUUCCAAGGAAGAUUAUUGGCUGGCAUUGGUCCAGUUCUUAGGUUGUACGAUUUGGGGAAGAAAAGGCUGCUAAGGAAGUGUGAGAAUAAGCUUUUCCCCAACACUAUAACCUCUAUUACUACCUACCGUGAUCGCAUAUACGUUGGUGACAUGCAAGAGUCAUUCCAUUAUUGCAAAUACCGUCGCGAUGAGAACCAACUCUACAUAUUUGCUGAUGACACAGUUCCAAGAUGGCUUACUGCAGCAACUCAUGUAGACUUUGACACUAUGGCAGGGGCCGACAAGUUUGGGAAUGUCUAUUUUGUGCGUUUGCCCCAGGAUGUAUCGGACGAGAUUGAAGAAGACCCAACAGGCGGGAAGAUAAAAUGGGAACAAGGUAAGUUGAAUGGAGCUCCCAACAAGGUUGAUGAAAUUGUGCAGUUUCAUGUUGGUGAUGUCGUCAGUUGCCUGCAAAGGGCUUCUCUUAUUCCUGGGGGUGAGGAAUGUGUCAUCUAUGGGACUGUUAUGGGGAGUGUUGGUUCAUUGCUUCCCUUUACCUCCAGAGAUGACGUUGACUUCUUCUCUCAUCUGGAGAUGCAUUUAAGGCAAGAACACCCGCCCUUGUGUGGUAGAGACCACAUGGGUUACAGAUCUGCCUACUUCCCGGUCAAGGAUGUUAUUGAUGGAGACUUGUGUGAACAGUUUCCUACUUUGCCAAUGGACUUGCAGCGCAAAAUUGCAGAUGAGCUCGAUAGAACCCCAGGGGAAAUUUUGAAAAAGCUUGAAGAGAUUAGAAACAAAAUCAUAUGAGUCAAAUCUUAGAUCAAGGUUUGGAGCUCACUAAAGCAGCGUUAGCUUAAAGAUUAGGAGCGUUGAAGUGCAUUACUGAAUGCAGUUGCUGAUUAACGAAGUUUUUCCCAGAGUCAUUAUGAGCCUUCACUAAUGUGGGUUUCCUCAAUUCUGUUAUUUUGUAAAAAUGUUGUUUCACAUAUACUACUAGUAGCCUUGUAGGGAAUCAAAUCUUACUCGGCCACUCAGGCUAGUUAGAAUUUCGCAACUGAUUUUAAUUAUAGUUUUUGUUUUGUUUUUGUGUUUUUGGGUUUGAAUACAUUUCUCUCAGAGUAGGUUGUAAUCUAUCAGUAUUUUUUUCAUCUUUCUCACUUCUUCAGGAUGAUCGAAGUUUAAGAAGAGUUCUCUUUCCUAAAUAUGGUGCUGUGUGAUGAGGGCUGGACAUGGUUCAAAACCGGACAAGAACCGGUCCGGCUAAGGAAGUAAACUGGUUCUUGACCUGAAUUGACUGAUAUAUUUGCUGUUUGAAUUGUUUCUGUUUUAGGGGUCCAAAGGUGCAUAUAAUAAAUUAUAAUUUUUUUAGGCUUACAUACAUUUUUAGGGGCGGCAAGUAUGACACAUUUUGUUUAUGUAAUGGUGAAUGUGUUCAAGAAAUUUUUAGUUCAUUUUUUACACAUGAA
Messenger RNA from Cuscuta epithymum, 4485 nucleotides. Lineage: Eukaryota; Viridiplantae; Streptophyta; Magnoliopsida; Solanales; Convolvulaceae. The record is from the annotation of a GenBank genome assembly.